UUGCAUAUGCUUGAAAGGUUUAUAGCUAUGAGUGGGACGGUGGGCGGCAUUUUGUUGAAUUACCCUAAUGCUCCUCCUAUGAUUCAAGCUAGUGAAAUUGCUGUACUGAAAGAGGUCAUAAAAAUUCUCAAACCGUUUGAAAAAGUAACCGAGGAGAUGUGCAUUGAAAAAUAUGUUAGCGCAAGUAAAGCUAUUCCUAUUAUAAUGUGCUUGAAACAGUUUUUGGAAAAAACAGAUCCAUCGCAUGAUUUGAGCAUUCAAUUAAAAAAUUCAAUAAUAAAUGAAUUUAAGAAAAGAUUUGAGCACAUACAAAAAGUUCAUUUAUUUAAUACAGCAACAUUUUUGGACCCUCGUUUUAAAAAAUUACACCUUGAUGACGGAGCAUCUUUGGCAAGAACUAUGAACUACAUUAAACAAUCCAUUGAAGAAAACCGAGAACCUGAGGAUUGCCCACUGUCAAUAACUUCGGCCGCUGAUGAUGUCGAUAAUGAUGACAUUUGGGAAACCCACAACAAGUUGUUGUUGGAGGCUAUGAGAACCAGUCGAAGUCACAUUCAGGUAUCUGAAUUAAGCUACAUAGCUGCGCCUCUAAUAGGGUUAAAAGAAGACGCUUUAGAAUCCUGGAAAAGCUAUGAGGGAGCUUAUCCCAAACUUACACAUUUGGCGUGUAAGCACCUAUUGGUACCGGCUUCUUCGGCUCCUGCAGAGAGAUUAUUCUCGAAAGCUGGUGCCAUAAUAACAAAGACCAGGAGCCGAAUAUUAUCAAAACGCUUACCAAAGCUGUUAUUUCUAAAUUCGUUGCCUACAGAUUUGUAGGUUUUUUUUAUUUAAAUAAUUUAUUUACAUACAUACAUUUGGUCACGUCUAUAUUCCUUGAGGGGUAGACAGAGCCAACAGUCUUGAAAAGACUGAAUGGCCACGUUCAGCUAUUUGGCUUAAUGAUAGAAUUGAGAUUCAAAUAGUGACAGGUUGC
This is a messenger RNA of Amyelois transitella, 973 nucleotides long. RefSeq names its product E3 SUMO-protein ligase ZBED1-like. The record is from RefSeq and is a predicted model, not a curated record. The transcript has a single exon. Lineage: Eukaryota; Metazoa; Arthropoda; Insecta; Lepidoptera; Pyralidae. Bases 7 to 816 code for a protein of 269 amino acids. Gene Ontology annotation, molecular function: protein dimerization activity.